Molecule: messenger RNA, 3917 nt
Organism: Paramuricea clavata
Lineage: Eukaryota; Metazoa; Cnidaria; Anthozoa; Malacalcyonacea; Plexauridae
Source: the annotation of a GenBank genome assembly
AUCGAAUGUAUCAAAUUUUGAAUUUUUGAAAAAGUUGUCAUAUCGUAGAAAAGUAUGAGUUCUACUGGGAAAAUGAAGUUAAUUUUUGUUAGUGACAAUCGAAAUAAGAUUAAAGAGGUUAGGGACAUCUUCUUUGAUAGUUUUGUGACUUGUGACUUCUUUUUACUUUAUAGAUAGGCUGUUUCUUGCAACACAUGUAAAAAUCUCACAGCUUGUCAACAAGUUGUAACAAAAUUAAUGCUGUUAUUUCAUCAAGUUGCUGCAAGGCUGUCAAUUGCAGGACGAUAACAAGUUGUUGGAACAACUUGUAACAAGUCUGUUGAGCUCAACAACCUUGUAGCAAGUUGUCAACAAGCCGUUGACAACUUGUACGUCAACAAGCUGGGAACAAGCAGUGCGAACACAUCCUGUUGGAACAGCAUUGCUACAAGUUGACUGCAAGUUUGUUACAACAUAGUGAAAGAGUAGAUACAUUGAUUCCAAGCAUUGUGUUGCCUUCGAAAGUUGCCUAAUAGAAUUAUAUUAUAAAAAGUAGAAUUAGAUUUAACAUUGUCACAGAUGACAUUAGUCACUUAUUGUGCACACUCUACAGGUAAAGUCUAUGCUUGGUGAAGAUUUUCCCUGGACAUUAGAAGCCAAACAUAUUGAUUGUAAGUUCAUUAUUCCUGUCAGAUUGACGUUUUAUAAACCAUAUGCUAUAAAUUAGGUUUCUAUGGACUGAAGUUUUAGUAGUUUAUUUGAAUAAAUUUCAUUAGUACCAGAAUUCCAAGGAGAACCAGAUGAAAUCACAAGAGAGAAAUGUAAAGUUGCCGCAAAACAGGUAACAAAAGCUUAAAGGGCAGGACCACAGGGGUAGGGGGACAGUCCACUCCCCACUCGUCAUUUCUGGGGGAGCGCCUUAACUGGGGAGAAUUUUGUGCACUUGUGCAUAUACUGGUACUCUUCAUAAACUUGGUAUCAAUAUGUUAAAUUUUACAUUCAAUAUUUUGUUACUAGAUUGGUGCUCCAGUUAUUGUUGAAGAUACAUGUCUAUGUUUCAAUGCACUGGGUGGAAUGCCUGGUCCUUACAUGUGAGACCAUUUAAACCAGUGUCAGUCAAGUCUUUUUAUUACCUUCGCCAAGAGCUGAUCAGGGGCGCCGGAGCCACGGGGGCAGUGGCCCCCUCUGCCCUAACAGUGCGGGGGCAACUGGUUGCCCCUUUUUGUGACAACAAAAGGAUUAAGGCAUUAACUAAUAAGUUCGAUAUAGGCAUUAACUACUAAAUUAUUAUUGUUGACUUGCCGUCAUAUGUAUAAGUAUAUAUUAUGACCAUGUUCAUUCCACGGUUCAUUUACACAUUAUGUAGGCUAGGUUGAUCGUCUUGUUAGUUAUAUAAGCCUUCUACAUUUUUCUAGUUUCUUGACACACCUAAAUUUCUGUAGUCGAUUAGCGCAGUCAUGUUCUGGCACUACAAUAACACAUUCGCUAUAAGUCUUCCUCUGUUCUAGAUGAUUUUUAGUGCAUUCCAGCUAGGGACAUAGCCAGGACUUGCAAUGUAUCCGUCCACAAAUGCUCGACCAGGUCUGCUGUCUGCCCCCCCCCCAAAAAAAAGGUUUCUCUUGGAAUAAUUUUUAAAUCAGAUUUUUAAUCUUUAUUUUCUAAAAACAUAAUUCGUAGCAGUCAAAAGAACACUUGUAAAACUACACUCAAAACUGAAGAGCAAACAGCUUGGUUACAAACAAAAUACUAGAGUUUUAACAUCAACUGCCAGGUUCACAAGUACCCGUCCAAAAGACGGGUGAAUGGGCCUCUGGUUAAUUCAUGUUUUCAGCUUAUUGUGAUCAUCAGUUUCCAUCCAAAAUACGCAACCUCAUUAAGUUCAGUUUUUAGUUUGUUUAACUUCUUUGCCUUUACUAUAAAUAAUUAAUUAAGAAGUACUGAACUGUGACAGUUAGUUGACUCAGUCAGUUUUUUUUGUUGCGAUAUACAUCUGCAUACGCAAGCAAGUGCCAAAGAAGCAAGGAUUACAUAUUAUAGAGUUGUCGGUUUCUUUAUAUAUAGUACAGUGUUACAAUUGGUUAUUAUCGGUUUAUUAUUCCUUGAUCUUAUUAUAUAUCAAUUUAGUUUACUCUACAUUAUUGUGUGAGUAUAUUUGCAUGAACUGUAUUUGUGUUAGCUUGCUAUUGUAACAAUAUUUUGCGCUCUUUCUGUUUUGUCUUGCACAAGGUUUGUUAUGAAUUUAUUCAUAAUCUAUUCAUAAUCUAUUAAAAAUCUAUGAAAAAUCUGAUCUAGUGUCAAUGUAUAGAAAUGUUUGGCUGCAAACUGUGAGACUUCAUCAGCUACCAAAAUUGAUUCCACCCAUAUAAUAUAUACUUAAAAUUUUCACUGUUUUUUGUAUUUUACGACGUUUAUUAAUUCUCAAAAUUAUGUCAAAUCUCAUGAAAUGCCCAAAAUGGCAUUUCAGAGACUCUAGAUCAAAAUUUCCAAGGUGAGGAUGCCCCUGGACACCCUACGAGGUCUCGCGCUUUCUGCGAUCGAGUGCCCUUUUCAAAUCAAGAUUGUGCCCCCGCCGCUUUUCAGUCCUUCCGGUGCCCCUGGGGCUGAUGUUUUUGUCCACGUUUAAACAUAUGUGCAUGUGUGAUUAUUUUGGUCUUUUUUUAGAAAAUGGUUUCUUAAAAAACUGAAGCCUGAAGGUAAUAAAAUAAUAGUUUUAUUGUUAUUAUUGUUAUAUUAAUAUAGAAUAAUUAUGAAAAAAAAAAUAUAAAAAUCUAAUUUCUCUAACCAAAAGCAUGUCUUUAGAAAACACACGAUAUAUCACUAAAACAUACUAUAUAGUAAGUUUUCUGAAAUAUUUCUUUAAUGUAGGUCUACAUCGCUUGUUAACUGGUUGGGAGGACAAAUCCGCUUAUGCCGUCUGUACAUUUGCAUAUUCUAGUGGUGACCCAGAGAAGUCCGCUGUCAAGCUAUUUUAUGGCAAAACAAAUGUAUGUCCAUGUAUAUGCCUGUAAAGCCCUGGGCAAACUAGGAAACAUUGUUGCGGAAACAUUGUUUCCUAGGUCCAAUGUUUCGCCAUGUUUCCCAGAGUGGGCAAACACUAGGAAACAUUAGUGAGAAACAUAAGGAAACAUCAAAUGUUUCUGAAUUCGCUAGGAAACAUUUUUGCUUCUCGGGAAGCAAAUUUUGUUUCCGCAACAAUGUUUCCACGGAUGGGCAAACAUGGAAACAUUUGAGGAAACAUCGAGAGUCACAAAUGUUUCCGCAACAAUGUUUCUUAGUUUGCCCAGGGCUUAAGAAUUAUGUUGGAUCAAUUUAUGAUUAUUUAGGCCACCCUUAUAUUUUUUUUUGUGAUUGCAACAUACAUGUGCAGUUGUCUUAAUGGAUGAGUAGUUGAAUUUUUUCAUGCUAAUACAUGAAUUUAUUUAUUUUCUAUUUGAUGUAGGGAAAAAUUGUCAAACCAAGAGGACCACAAACGUUUGGUUGGGAUCCAUGCUUUCAACCUGAUGGUUUUGAAGAAACGUAAGCAAAAUUGCAUGAAUUUCAAUGUAUAAAUAAAUACAGUCUGAAAUAGGCUCCAGAGUAUGGCCGAGCUAGUUCUCAAUAAAGCUCUUGGGUGUGCACGUAUGUCUGAAAACCUGCCUGGAAUUUAUUCAUGAUUUGUAAUUAAACAAACCAUAUUCUGCGUUACUGUUAAGGUAUGCUGAAAUGGAUGCCGAUGAAAAAAACAAAAUAUCUCAUCGUGGAAAAGCACUGCAAGCUUUAAAAGACUAUUUUGACGAUCCUGAUACUACACCCCCAAAGCGUUUAAAACUAGCAACCGAGCAAGAGGAAGCAUCAUAGUCUUAAAUAUUGACUUUAAAUUUUAACGUUCUUAUAAUUGCUGCGGAGCGAGCGAGCCUGAAGCGAGCGAGCGAAGCAGCAAUCUAAUUUGUGCAGAGAGG